Molecule: messenger RNA, 354 nt
Organism: Rasamsonia emersonii CBS 393.64
Lineage: Eukaryota; Fungi; Ascomycota; Eurotiomycetes; Eurotiales; Trichocomaceae
Product: ATPase inhibitor, mitochondrial
Exons: 4
Coding region: 1-354 (117 amino acids)
Biological process (GO): negative regulation of ATP-dependent activity
Cellular component (GO): mitochondrion
Molecular function (GO): ATPase inhibitor activity
Source: RefSeq, a predicted model, not a curated record
AUGUUCCGCCAGGCGGUUGCUCGUCCCCUCCUCCGUGCCAACCAGGUCGUCGCGACACGAUCAUUCUCUGUUGCUGCUGCCAGAAUGGGCGAAGGCGACACUGGUGCACCUAAAAUGCACGGCUACCACACCGAAGACCAGUUCACCCGCCGCGAGGCCGCUCAAGAGAACCUCUACGUGAAGGAGAAGGAGCUCGAGAAGCUCCGUGCCCUCAAGGCCAAGCUGCAGGAGCAGCGUCGUCACCUCGACGAGCUCGACAAGCACAUGUCAGUCACACAUUCGUCUGCAGAACGUCGUCCCUACGAUGAAGGAACAACAUAUCUCACCCGCGAACAAGGCGGAGAGAAGAACUAG